ACAGUUUUCUAUUUUUAUACAUUUAUUUGAAAUAUUUUUAUAUAAAUUUAUCUCUUUAUAUUUUUAAUUCUAAAUUCUUUUUUCUUCAUGAAAACAUUUUUUUAUUUUUAUUUGGUAAUUUAAUCCAAAUUAUUUUACACAUUCCAACAAAUGCAUUGUUCUCUAUUUCCUGGCACUUGCUUAUUUACCUUGACAAAUAUAUAUCUUCUUAUUUGUGAUAAGUUUUCUUUGAACAUUUGUGAAAUCUAUUAGUGUCAAGGAAAUCAAAUGAAGCCGAAUUAAUCAGAGUUACUCGUUAAACAAACUUAAUUCACACUUGUGUCUUUUUCUAUUUUCUUCGAAUGUACCGGUUAAGCCGCAGGGUAAAUCACCCUCUUUGAUGUCAAUUUUUGAGUAAAUUGCUUUUCACACUUUGUUUUACCAUUGUGACAAGAUUAACUCAGGUUCCGGACAGGGGACGCUAUCUCGCUUUGUCCGAUCACUUAUUCUUCGGACAUUCAGAAAUAAAGACGUAAACUUUAAUCGUCUCCUGUCCUAUUUUCAGGUAAUGUAACUUUUACAUAUCUUUUUGUAUCAUUGCAAUUGUUUAUUCAUUUUUAUGCAUUUUAUAACAAUGCAGUUGUACAUUCAUUUUUACGCAUUUUAGAACUUUGAUAUCUUUAUUGUUUAUGUGCAUGGACAUUUUACCAAAAUUGUAUUGACACUUUAUUGAGCUAAUCUAUAUUAAGUAACAUUAUAAUUUUAUAAAGAAUUUCUAUUUUUCAUAUCUAAAGUCUUAAUAACAUCUUUUAGACUGUUUUAUUUGAUUUCUAAAACUUAACUUGUUAAUUUAAGUCAAUCCGGAAAAAGCUCUCUUUUGCUAUAUUGGUUUUGGCUCUUAUAAGUUAAAAUCUUGAAAAAUGAAACAACACACUUUCGGCUUUGUCAACAAAUCGUUAAUCGAUGUCCGUUAUGCAAAAACUGGUCAUGUAAGUUACUUGUUUUAUGAUUUUACUUAUGUGUUUAACUUGUUGUUGUCAUAUUCAUGAUCUGCUAACACACUAGCGCAGAGUUUCUUAAAUGUUCAGAUCAGUACAUGUGCACAGUUCAAAUAGUUCAUGUAAACAAGUAGCAUUAUAGCAUGUUUAGCAUAUGUAGCAUUUUUCGUUUAGUUUAGAUCAUUUUAUUAUUGAUGGCAGUUCAAUCCUUUGUUUGUCUACUACAUACCCCCCCCCCCCUCUUUUUAACUGUUUACCGGAAGUUAAGUAACAUAUACCGGAAGUUCAAUUUAUGAUGUAAACAAAGCCAUGUGCUUGUGUUUUGAGUCAAUCAAUUUGAAUUAUCAUCUGUCCUUAACAAACCCUCACUUUGCAAAAUGAGUUUUUCUAUUAUUUGAGAUUAAUUUCCCCAUUUUGUUUUAAUUCUUGAAUAAUGUUGUAUAAGAUAUUUCAUUUAUUUUUCACUUCAACCCUGUAAUGUUUGUAAAUUUGUUGUUAGGUGUCAUUGCACUUGAAACUAUAGUGGGCCACCACACAGGCAAUUUGUUAUAGUGGUUGUAUAAUGCGUCUUAAGCAAUUGUUUUAUUAAUCUGUUAUCAAAUGUGUGAAAUUGUCUUAAAGGUGAACUAUGCACAUGUCAUAUCAUAUAUGCCACCUCACAUUUGUGAUUUUUAAAGUGUUAUUGCUGGCAUUAUUUUUGUGAUUGCGAAUGAUUAUAUCUUAACACUUAUUCUUCGGACAUUCAGAAAUAAAGACGUAAACUUUAAUCGUCUCCUGUCCUAUUUUCAGGUCAUUACAUCAGAAACAAAAAUAUCACCAAAAACUCGGUGAUAAAGUGGUGGAGUGAAUCCAACGAUCCCAACUACUAAGGACAGAUGAAAAAGAACAGACCAAUCAACUAUACUAUAAAGACCAGACAAACCGCAUCUGCAGAAGAGCAAACAUACCUGCAGGACACUGCACAGCAGCCCGAAGAUACGUCAAACCAAAGUGAGACGAUACCAGCUGACAUCAAUACAGAAACAACUGACACUAAUACAGAAACAACUGAUACCAAUACAGAAACAGCUGACAUCAAUACAGAAACAGCUGACACCAAUACAGAAACAGCUGACACCAAUACAGAAACAGCUGACCCCAAUACAGAAACAGCCGACACCAAUACCGAAACAGCCGACACCAAUACUGAAACAGCCAACACCAAUACGGAAACAGCUGACACCAAUACGGACACAGCCGGCACCAAUAUAGAAACUGCAGACACCAAUACAGAGGAAACUGACAACCCACCAAUAGGAACCAUUCAGUGUGACCCAGUGAUUAUGGCUACUGGAUUUAGCCUCCCAAAGUUCAAUGGUUCUGAAACCCCAGUGAUAUGGAUUUCUAAAAUAGACGCAUGGCAGAAGUUCAAUAAUUACAAUGACCAGAAAAUCUUAGACUUACUUCCUUGUGCCCUAGAAGGGAGUGCAAGCACAUGGUAUCAAACCAUGCCUCCAUGCAAUUCCCUUGCAACAUUUAAGCAGCAACUAACAGAAAGAUUUCAACCCAUAAUGUAUGGAAUGCCUCUCAUGGGAAUUCGGCAGGAUACAAGUGAAACACUAGACCAAUACCUAGAGAGAGCCGAACGCAUUGACAUGAUACAUGACAUUGCUGAACACUACAAAGUUCAAGCCACUGCAUCAGGUCUCCUACCUCCGUGGCGUGGAAAAGUUUUGGCCCGUGAACCAAAGACAUUUCAAGAACUGAGAAAUGCCGUUUCAAAGACUCAAGUGGAGUUAAGUGACACUCAGCCUCAAAGUGCUCCACAGACGUCCACCAGUGAAGCCAGCCUUGCCAACUUGUGUACCGUGUUAGCUACCCAGAUGACGGAACUAACCAAAAACAUUAAAGCCGAAAUCAGUGCUCUCCAUGUGGCCAGCCAACCAACACAACAACAACGCUGGAACAACCAACCUGGCAGACGCCCCCAGUACCAGCCACGCGGACAGACUGAUGACAGACCCAAUGAGCAACAGAGCUUCAGAUGCAAAGGUUGUGGUGAAAGCGGAACCAAACAUCUUUUCCUUCUAGUUCUUUUCUUGUGUCUCGGUGUCCCUGGUUUUGCCUCAAAUCCUGAACGAACCAUCCAGAGAAUCAAUUACGGCAUCAUAUUCGAACAAACAACCAACAUCUUCUUGGGACAAGAAAACUGGCUGCAUACCUUCCAAAUCCCAUUACCAAAGAAGAUUCAUCUUGUUGAACUACACUGCAACUCGCCACAAUGCAAAACAGCUGGCCAUAUCAUCAAAUCCAUCAACCUUCUUCGAAUGCAAUGCAUGGCUAGCGUCAAUACCACAGUUCACCAAAUUCAUCGUCUUGUACCAAGUACCAUUUUACCACCCAAGAAAACUUACUUUGGAUCCUCCAGAUCAAAGCGAGGACUUUUUGAUUUUGUGGGACAAAUUUCAAAAUCUCUCUUUGGUACUGCAACAUCGGACGAUAUCAACGCAUUAAAACGACAUAUGCAGACCCUAAACAAUAACAAUGUAAAACUAGCCCAAGCCAUGGCUCUACAAGAUAAACAUUUAUCCUCUUUUAUUACCGCAGUGGACAAACGCUUCAACAAUGUGAUGUCAGCCAUCCUGCAAAACCACCGAGAUGCUGUUGCCCUAAACAACCUUGUCCACCACUCAAUGGAUGCUCUAGAUCAUGAGUUUGUUAUUCUAAGCAACCUAAUUCUAAAACAAACCAAUGCCUCAGCACAAUUAGAAAAAGCACUGGAACACAUUAAACUAGGAAUUCAUGAUCUUGUGAAAGGAAAACUAUCCCCAUUCAUUUUAUCACCACAUACCAUACAAUCAUCCAUUGCCCAAGUGCAGAAUAUAAUUUCGGACAAAUUUCCACAAUUCCAUAUUUCCCAUAGAGAUCCAUUGUAUUAUUAUUCAUCUGGAGACUUCAUCUUUACCAGACUACAUUCCAACCUAUACCUGACCUUGAAGAUUCCCAUUUCACCAUUCCUUCGACCAGUUUCACUAUUCAAGGUCUAUUCAUUCCCAGUACCAGUAAAUUCAUCAUCGAACCAUGCUACUCAACUCAUGGACACCCCGGAAUAUUUUCUAAACACAGAUGAUAACCAACAUUAUGCGACAAUUUCAUCAAACCAGUUAUCCCAUUGCAAAGGAACCACCACACAGUCCUGUGACUUCAACAUCGCCCUGACUGCAUCUGCCUCACCCAGCUGCCUUUCUGCAAUAUUCUACAACCAAAAAAACGAUGUUGUCAACUUAUGUGACUUCCGAUAUGUUCUCAAUAUCCUAAAACCUUCCUUGUAUGAAAUAUCACCUUCACAUAUCCUGUUAUACCAAACAACCACGCUUGCCCUUGACUGCUCCAAUGGACAGAAGAUUAUCAAAGGCUGCUCAUUUUGUGUGAUGAAAAUUCCAUGCAGAUGUUCGGUGUCAUCCAACAACCUCUACCUCCCUCCAAGGCUUGGCAAAUGCAACAACAACACUGACAAAAUUUCAAUUCUUCACCCAAUCAACUUAGUAUUAUUACAACAAUUCUUCGACCAAAAUUCCCAUUCCGAUAUAUUUGGUGAUGCAAUAUUUGAGGAAUUUAUCCAAGUUAAACUUCCGAACUUUAUCAUAUUUAACCAUUCAUUCUCCCAAUAUGUUGCCAAUGACAAAAAUCAACAUCUAAGUCUCAAAAGAAUUGCCCAGGCUGUGAAACGGGAUGGAAAAGUCUUCAAAACAUUAACUGACUCCAUGAUAGCAGGACAAGUUGAAUUCGCUGUGGACAACUGGCCCGACACCAGUGGUAUCCUUGCCAUUAUAGCAACAUCUGUAGCAUCAUUUGGACUUAUAUUUGGCAUUUGGUCUUGUUAUAAAAUCAGAACGCUAUUGAUGCCACUGCUCCUUCUCCAUCAAACUCCUUCCACCUCUGCAUUAACACCAAAACCAAUCCGCUCAUUUAUAUACAACGAAGCACUUGACACUACUAAUCCAACUUCCAUUGAUGAGCACAUAUAUGCCUCAUUCACAACACCCUGGCCAUAUGUCUCCCUUUCAGUUCUAACAACCCUCCUAGUCAUUGCAUGCCUUGCUACCCUAUGGCGCAAAUUCCUUCGUACUUACAAAACAGCAAUUCACCUAGAAAUAACAUCAGGACCUGCAUGUGAACUUGUUAAUCUCAUCUCCUUACCAUUAUGUCCUAACAACUGGCACAUACAACCACCUCAAGAUGUGUCGUCUAUCAACAUCACCAGGUCUUACCUUUUCUUCUAUCAUGCAGAGAUUCAAUGCACCCCAAUUAACAUAACUAAUGUGCAUACUAAUCGCUCCAUUAAGGUCGAAACAAAGCAACUCAUCUCACCAUUCAAAGCUUGGCGCAUACAAAACAUCAUCCAGCACCCAUACACUGCUUAUUUUCUACUUUCACAUCAUCAAUAUUUCAAAAUUCUUGAUUGAUUAAAUUUUGUUCAUUUUUUUGCUGGACAUUUUCUCUACAUGACUUGCAGUUGUGAGCAUGAUUAUGAGUUUUUACCACAGUCCCAUUGUACAUAUGUAACUCAUACCCACAUUGAUUUUUCAUUUGCCUUGUACUUAUUUGAAAUGUAGUUUUCUUUUACUAGAGUUUUUGUCUUUUACCAUUGUCAUGUAUACUUAUAUCAGCAUUUUGUGUUUACUUUUUGCUACUUUCAUGUUCAGGGUACUCACUUCGUAUUUUUUUUUCUUUCAUCUGAAGUUUUUGUCAUGUAAAUACUACCUUUACUAUAUGCAUGUUUAUUUGAAGCGAUGAUUGCAACUUUUUUCUUUCACUGUAAUUCUCUAUGUCCUUAUUUUAUCUUUGAGGACAAAGAUUUUUCCAACCAGGAGGGAAUUAUCAUAGUGUCACAUUGACCCUCCAAACAGUUUUCUAUUUUUAUACAUUUAUUUGAAAUAUUUUUAUAUAAAUUUAUCUCUUUAUAUUUUUAAUUCUAAAUUCUUUUUUCUUCAUGAAAACAUUUUUUUAUUUUUAUUUGGUAAUUUAAUCCAAAUUAUUUUACACAUUCCAACAAAUGCAUUCUUCUCCAUUUCCUGGCACUUGCUUAUUUACCUUGACAAGUGUAUAUCUUCUUAUUUGCGAUAAGUUUUCUUUGAACAUUUGUGAAAUCUAUUAGUGUCAAGGAAAUCAAAUGAAGCCGAAUUAAUCAGAGUUACUCGUUAAACAAACUUAAUUCACACUUGUGUCUUUUUCUAUUUUCUUCGAAUGUACCGGUUAAGCCGCAGGGUAAAUCACCCUCUUUGAUGUCAAUUUUUGAGUAAAUUGCUUUUCACACUUUGUUUUACCAUUGUGACAAGAUUAACUCAGGUUCCGGACAGGGGACGCUAUCUCGCUUUGUCCGAUCACUUAUUCUUCGGACAUUCAGAAAUAAAGACGUAAACUUUAAUCGUCUCCUGUCCUAUUUUCAGGUAAUGUAACUUUUACAUAUCUUUUUGUAUCAUUGCAAUCGUUUAUUCAUUUUUAUGCAUUUUAUAACAAUGCAGUUGUACAUUCAUUUUUACGCAUUUUAGAAUUUUGAUAUUUUUAUUGUUUAUGUGCAUGGACAUUUUACCAAAAUUGUAUUGACACUUUAUUGAGCUAAUCUAUAUUAAGUAACAUUAUA
This is a messenger RNA of Saccostrea cuccullata (small rock oyster), 6600 nucleotides long. RefSeq lists its product as uncharacterized. The record is from RefSeq and is a predicted model, not a curated record. NCBI's taxonomy places the organism in Eukaryota, Metazoa, Mollusca, Bivalvia, Ostreida, Ostreidae. The transcript has 2 exons. The coding region runs from base 1853 to 5422 and encodes 1189 amino acids.